AUGUUCCUAAAAAUAUUCUUGUUCCUAAUUACAAUAGCCACAACAGUUGCACAAGAACGAAUUAUAACUACGAUUAAAUAUUCUACAUUCCGAGUUCAACCAACUAUUGUGCACGGUAACCCAGUAUUGACCGGCCAGAUACCAUACUUAGUUUCUAUCAAAGAAAAAUCUAAGAAAAUAUCUCGAACAAAGUCUUUGUGGGCGAAUUUGUGUGGAGGAAGCAUUAUAGCACAAACUAAAAUUCUCACGGCAGCUCAUUGCUUCGAAGGAAGACAUUUUUAUUAUGCAAAACAUUUUAAGCGAUUGAGGGUCGUUGCUGGCAAUUUGAAAAAUGAACUUGUUCACACAGGUCGCACACAUACAACACCAAAAGGCCAAUGGCGUUCCAUGGUGAAGGUGAUUCUCCACCCCAACUUCCACUUCCCAUCACACGACAUAGCCUUAGUAUUCCUCGACGAGAAAUUCGUCUACACGCAAAAAGUGGACUACAUUGUUCCCGCAGCGAAAUUAACAGACUAUCCAAGAACUUGCUUAGCUGCGGGAUUUGGCCAAACGGGGCCUGGUCCUGAACUAGCACCUGAGUUGUUAUGGGCAGAUAUUUUUAUUCUGUCACGAAGGCAAUGUGAUAUUUGGUGGGAAAUGAAUAUGGAUACUUUUAUUUGCACGAAUUCUCAGGCUUCUGAUGUCGGUGGAGGCGAUUCGGGAGGGCCUUUGGCUUGUUACGGAACUUUGGAUCCUACUGAACAAAGGGGCAGAGAUAUCCUGGUAGGAAUAGUUAGUGGUAAAAACUUUGACAAGACUACGCUAUUCACCAGGGUCUCUGCUUAUAAUAAUUGGCUGAAGUCUGAUGGGAAAAAUUUUGCGUGUGCUUGUGGACCGACGAAGUUUAUAGUCAAAUUAUAG
Helicoverpa zea (corn earworm) is the source of this 903-nucleotide messenger RNA. RefSeq names its product chymotrypsin-like protease CTRL-1. The transcript has 3 exons. The record is from RefSeq and is a predicted model, not a curated record. The coding region runs from base 1 to 903 and encodes 300 amino acids. NCBI's taxonomy places the organism in Eukaryota, Metazoa, Arthropoda, Insecta, Lepidoptera, Noctuidae. Gene Ontology annotation, biological process: proteolysis. Gene Ontology annotation, molecular function: serine-type endopeptidase activity.